AUGGAGAAACCCAAUAACGGCCAGGCACAUUUUGAGCCGUCCAAGCUUGUGCUUGGUAAGGUUGCUGCUGAACUAUUCGACACCGAUGUCGACUCCCUGGACUGGGACAAGUCUUUUAUUAUGUUAGGUGGUGAUUCCAUUCUAGCAAUCGACUUCAUCGUCAGGUGUCGUGACGCAGGCAUUGUGGUAGACAUGAAAGAUCUCUUGAUGGCUGGUACCUUAGCUCAACUUGCUGAAAGCGUAGCCCAACAAAACGCUGGAGCAGCCAACGGAGCAAAUGGCCACGCAAAUGGAAAUGGAAUGAAUGGGAAUGGGGUUCAUGACGAAGCUACCAUUCGAAAUGGUUCAGAUGACUCGGCUACAAGCGCCACCGCAGCUGGUCGUCGGUUGCGCUUCGCUACCAUGGAGAUACCCGAGAACACGGAUACCUCUAUCAUCCCGACCGCGAUGCAGCGCAUUGUUGAUAGACACUCAGCCCUACGUUCAAGUUGGUCUGUUCCAUCAACUGGCAAAUGGAUUCUUACAACAACCCCUGGAUCAGGCCUAAAGUCACGUCAAUUUUUUUAUGCAGAGUCUCCAGAGGCAAAGGAAGUGACAGAUGCAUUUGAAUUGCUGAGGGAUGCUCUGAUUUCUGGCGAAGCCCCUUCAUCAGGAUGUUUGGUAAUUCCUAGUGAUGCGCCAGGGUGCAGUCAUACCAUUGUCCUUGCUGCAGAUGCAAACGUUGUCGACGUCCUUUCUAUGCGGCUUAUACUGGGAGAAUUGCGCACCACUAUCAACGGAAACAAGCUCGAGCUCAGCUCUGACUUCCAAUUUAGCGAUUGGAUUGCUCAAGGAUGCCAGGGAUUAGAAGCGCAGGUCGAAAGAGCCAAUGCAACCAAGUCCAAUUCCACUAUCGAUACUGGCACCCUGAAACUCAAUGGCAACACUACUGGCACUGUUGAUUUUCAGCUAUCUCGCUUGGAAACCGAGAAACUCUUCGCAACGCAGACGCAUGCUACCUUGAGAACCAGCCCUGUAGAUAUUGUGAACGCCGCUGUUUCGGAAUCUCUUGGGCCACGUUAUCGAGACACGGGGACUAUCCUUACCAUCAGAUCUGCCUACAGUAUUCGUGAGGAACAAGAUAUACCCUUGAACUCGAUAGGAUGUUAUGAGGUUGAGACGGAAUUGGCUGCUCCAGCUCUAGAGUCGGGUGAGACUUUGGCGCAUGUGGUUCGCCAAAUGCGCGAUGCUCGUGCCGGAUCCUCUACAGAUUCUGGGUCUUCUGCCGUGAUUUACGUUGACUGUACGCGUCUUUGUCGUUUUGAAGAUGUCGAUUAUUCUCCGUGGCUCUCGGAUCCCACUCCCAAUCACUCUCCCUACGUAUCCCUGGCAAUGAUAGCCGGACAAGCACAUGUUUCAUUGCACUUCGGCAUUACUAGGCCUGAUGAUAAACUCAUUGCAGAUCGACUCAAGUCCUGUCUGAAUGAGACAGUGGAUGAGCUUGCAAAAGCUCCACGGAUGGGAACCCUCCACGACUUCCCUCUGGUUCGUUGGUCGUACUCCGCGCUGGAUGGGCUGGCGAGGGACUUGCGGACACACGGCUUAGCUUUUGACGACGUUGAGUCAAUUGGACCGUGUUCCUCAGUGCAAGAAAGCUUCUUUGUCAGCCAAGCUAUCAACCCAGGUUCAUACGUUAGCCAAGCCACUCUCAGGUUGCUGCCAACUUCUGCCAAUGUUCCGCGCCGGGUCGAAAUAGGGAAGGUUGCGAGGGCGUGGAGCGAUAUUGUUACAAGACAUGCGAUGCUAAGAACUGCAUUCGUGGAGAGCAAUGACCGACCUGGCAAGUUUGAUCAGCUCGUUCUCAAGCCUACGGCCUUGCCACCACGCCUGAUUGUCAUCCCCUCCUCAGCUGACACCAGCGUUAUUUCUGCCUUCACCACGGGGAAGUUUGAAAGCCCACUGCGGCUUUGCAUCUACCAGAUUAACGAUGAAGAGCUUCGACUCGAACUGGAAAUCUCUCACGCCCUAGUAGAUGGGCACUCUGCUAAGAUUUUGUUACACGACAUCCGUGCCAGCUAUCUGCAAUCUGCCCACUUCUCGCAGAACCUGCCGCUUCCAUACACGGUUUUUGCAUCCCGCCAGCAGGCCACCUUGAGCGAGGGCGAAGCAUCCGCGGGAGUUGCAUACUGGACGUCUUACCUGAACGAAGCUAGUGAAUCCCAUUUGCCCCUCAUCACUACCAACCCACAGUUGAAAGAUCUGGAAACAACUCGUUGCUCUGUGUCGAUACCUGAUGGAAGGCUGCGUGCAGUUUGUGGUAAACUCUCGAUCACUCCAGCCAAUCUAUUCCAUGUCGCAUGGGCGCUAGCCCUUCGACGCAUUAUCCUCUCCGAUAAAAUUACCUUUUCAUAUAUAGUCUCUGGACGCAACAGUGAUAUAGAUGGCGUCGAGGCGACGGUUGGGCCCUUCAUCAACACCUUGCCAUUUUCUCUGGCAUUGAACCCAGAGACCAGCGUUGCUGAUGCACUUGGGUCUGCAAUGCAAGAUUGGCAGAAUGGCUUGCAAUUUCAAAACAUACCGAUUGCUGACCUAGCCGCUGCAAAAACCCGAUCAUUGAAGAGGCUUGGAAACACAUUGCUCUCAAUUGAACGCGAGGGAUCGAACACGCAUCCAUUCACAGAAGGAACCUAUAUGAGCUUGGACGCAAGGACGAGCGCAGCAGACUUUGAUCUUGUUGCCAACGUCAGAUUCAAUGAAGAACGCAUCAAUUUGAGUGUCGAAUACUGGGCUUCUAGAAUAGCCAGUCCAGUUGCAAAGGCCCAGAUGGCGGCAUUCGAAGACGCAGUGACAUUCUUAUUAGAAGGAGUGGACUUGUCGAUCCGCGACUUUCCAAGUCAUAGUUCACAAGACCGAGCUGCGUUUAUCAAGUGGAACUCGGCCAAACCUGCACGUCUCGAGAGCUGCGUUCACGAUUUGGUUGUGAAAAAGAUGGCUGAACAGCCAGAAGCACUGGCAGUGAGUUCAUGGGACGGUGAGCUGACUUAUGGCGAGUUGGAACGCGCGAGUCGUCGACUGGCCUAUCACCUUGUCGAAAAAGGCGUGGGCCCAGAGGUUAUGGUCGGCAUGUGCAUGGAGAAGUCAAAGCUGGGUGUUGUCGCUAUGGUAGCCACACUUCUUGCAGGUGGCGGCUUGGUACCUCUUGGGGUGUCCCAUCCUCUGGCACGUAUUGAAGGUAUCGUCAAGGACGCGGCUUCGCCACUCAUACUCGUUGAUCGCGCCCACGAAGAGCGAUUAGCAGAGUUGGGUUCCUAUACAGAAUUAGUUGCCGUUGACUCUUUCUUUGACGAUGCGCCUUCGACCGAUAUACCGACUUCUGGUCCCUACACCUCCAUAGGGCCAGACAACGUGGCUUGGAUGAUAUUUACCUCGGGUAGUACAGGAAAGCCCAAGGGUGUCGUCCUUGAACACGGCUCCCUUGCUACUAGCAUCCUCUACCAUGGUCGCAGACUCGAUAUCCAAUCUUACGAUCGUCUUCUUCAGUUUGCAGCCUUCACUUUCGACGCUGCUAUUCAAGAAAUUAUAACAGCUCUUGCUUUUGGCGCGACAACCUGUAUUCCUUCCGAAAGCGACCGUAUGGACCGACUGUCAAACUAUCUUGCAGAGUCCAAGGUCACUAUCGCAACCUUGACAUCAACAGUGGCUGCAUUAGUUCGGCCGCAGGAGACUCCGACAGUCCGGACGAUAAUUCUAAUGGGCGAGGCCGUGCAAGCAAAGGUCGUUGAUCAAUGGAUAGAGCAUGCGACUGUCAUCAACGCUUAUGGGCCAUCGGAGUGUUGUAUUCAUUCAACCUGCAGACCAGUUACUGACAGCUCUGCUUCUUUGAAUAUCGGAACGGCUAUUGCUGGUGCGACUUGGGUUGUCAACCCGACCAAUAUCGGACAACUUGUGCCGUUGGGAGGUCAAGGAGAGCUUCUUCUUGAAGGUCCUCUACUUGCAAGAGGUUAUCUCAACGAUCCCGUGAAGACUGCCCAGGCUUUCGUGACCGACCCUGCCUUUGUUCAGGAACUUGGACUUGGCCAUGGUCAGCAUAGGAUGUACCGGACGGGAGACCUUGUGCAGCAGAACACGGACGGAACAUUAACAUAUCUAGGCCGCAUUGACUCGCAAAUCAAGAUCCGUGGUCAGCGCGUGGAGAUUGGUGAGAUUGAGUACCAUAUAGGAAAGCAGGGAGGUGUCCACGAUGCUGUCGUUCUCUAUAUGCGACAGGGACCCCUUGCCGGCCGUUUGGUCGCUGCCGUCAAUCUAGGCGAGUCCUCAUCGGUCGACCGCCCUCAAACCUCGGCCGUCCAGCGUGUUCCGGAGGAUCAGAUGGAGAAUGCUAGACUCCGCCUGCGUGAAGUGCAACACGGCUUGUCGCGGCAGGUGAUGCACUACAUGGUACCCAGUAUAUGGCUCCCUUUAUCAGCCAUGCCGAUGAAUCAGUCCGGAAAAACAGAUCGACGCGCCUUGACUGAUUGGAUACAAUCAUUAUCAUCCGAUGAUAUCGCAGCUCUAAGCAACGGUGGCGAUGCCGACGAUGUGGACGACACGUCGGCAACAGCUGUUGAACGGGAGCUACGACAAAUUUGGAGCGAAGUCUUGGAUGUUCCGCUGCGUAGCGUAACAUAUUCAAGCAGCUUCUUUAGUCUCGGCGGUGACUCAAUUACAGCGAUGCAAGUAGUCUCGGCCGGCCGGUCGCGUGGGAUCCUCAUAACCGUACGGAAAGUUCUCGACUGUCAGACAAUCCCCGAGCUGGCAGCCGAGGCACAGGCGACCCAGGAUUCGGAUUACGCAACUAUACCAGAGGGUGCAUUUGCACUGUCGCCAAUCCAACAGAUGUACUUUGAGAGUAUAGCGGCUGAUGGAAUUCGGGCUGACAAUGAGCAUUGCUUCAACCAAGGAGUCUUGCUUCACAUUACACGCCAAAUCACCUUGGCAGAGUUGACCCGAGCAUUGAACAUGGUUGUUGCGAAACAUGCUAUGCUUCGAGCCCGAUUCCAAUACAGCCAAGACCAGGGAUGGCAGCAACGGAUAGAGAAGGAGGUAACCGGUUCCUAUCGUCUUUGUACACAUGCAGCUGGAGAUGCAGAAAUGUCGGGGAUUGUUGCUCAGUCUCAGUCGACUCUCAAUAUAGAGCAUGGCCCGGUGUUCGCAGCUGAUCUUGUCGAAAGAGAGGAUAGGCAGGUCCUCCACCUCGUCGCCCACCACCUUGUUAUCGACCUUGUGUCUUGGCGUAUUCUGUUGCGAGACCUAGAGGAGGUAAUCAUCAAUCAAAAACUCCCAAAUCCAAGCAGCUUGUCAUUCCCAACAUGGUUAGAAAGACAAAAAGAAUCCCUUGAUAGGGUUUCGAAUGUGCUUGAUACAUUGCCUAUGACUGUACCGAAGACGAACUGGGACUAUUGGGGGCUUACACCCGGCCAGGAGACUUUCGGUAUCCGUUCCAGUACUCAGGCAAGGUGUGAUAUCGAAACCACCUCAUUACUUACCGGUGGCGCGAAUGUUCCUCUCAAAACCGAACCGGUCGAAAUAUUGUUAGCUGGUCUACUUCUGUCUUUUCAACAAGUCUUUACCGACAGAUCUGUGCCGGCUGUCUUUACUGAAGGACAUGGUCGUGAGGCUCCAGAUGACGGGACAGACUUGUCCGAGACUAUAGGCUGGUUCACAACAAUGAGCCCGAUUUUUGUUUCAUUCGGUGAACCUGUUAGUAGCAACAUGAUUGACGUUCUGAAACAGGUUAAGGAUCAGCGUCGACGCAUUCCUGGCCGUGGAGUUCCUUAUUUCGGCAGUCGCUUCUUGACUGCUCAAGGCAAGGAGCAAUUCGCAGGCCAUGGCCCGGCAGAGAUCAUGUUCAACUACACGGGACGCUUCCAGCAGCUUGAACGGGAUGAUGCCUUGUUUCAUUUUGAUAGAGACAAUGAUUCAAGCACCAUGUCACGAGCUGGUGGUCUAGUAAAGCUUUUUGCCGCGCUUGAUGUUGCCAUCACGAUAGAAGCAGGCGAGUUAUGCAUCACUGUUCAUUACAGCAAUGAAUCGCGAUUUCAAGCAGCUAUCCGAAGAUGGGUCGAAUUAUAUGGCCAAACCGUCAAGAGCUUAGUCGAGGAGUUGAAUACAGUGGAACCAGUGGCAACAGCAACGGAUUUUCCACUUGCUCGUCUUUCUGACAGCGACAUGGAAACCAUUGAAGGACAGUACCUGCCUACGAUAGGUCUCAAUUCCUCUGCUGAGAUUGAAGACAUUCUGCCCUGCUCGCCAAUCCAACAGGGUAUCCUGCUGACCCAACUUCAGUCGCCGUCAACCUAUUGUAUUUACCAGACAUGUCGUAUCGUACCAUCUGGUGACGAGCCUGUCAGUGUGGACCGGCUCAUUGCAGCUUGGAGAGAGGUUGUGUCUCGGCAUUCCAUCCUUCGGACUGUGCUCUUGGAGCCACUGCCCGGACAGGAGAACUUCAUCCAGAUCGUGUUAAGGCACCCUGAGAUUGGCAUUAUCAAGAAAGACGAUAUUGCAGAUGGAGGAACUGCUGCUGAGUGGCUUGAUUCACGACCGUCCUUGGACGUCUCAAUUCUCAACCGCCCUCCCCAUCUUCUCACUGUGCUGACAACGGUUUCUGGAGAAGUUUAUUGUCGAUUCGACAUUAGUCAUGCUCUGGUCGAUGCCUCCUCCGUGGCAUUAAUCAUGCGAGACCUCAUGGAUGUGUAUGAUGGCGAGAAGCUGCAGGCGCCUGUUAGUGGCUCUAAAUACAGUACUUAUGUUGCCUUCCUUCAAGGAAGAGACUCGCAGGAUGAUCUUCAGUACUGGAAAUCACUACUCCAAGAUGCCGAGCCGUGUCUUUUGCCCCCAAAUGAUCCAACUCACGGCACUGGCGAACAAGCAACUAUUAAGAAGGUAUCCGCCCGGAUUGAUGACAUUGGAAAACUUCACCAAUUCCGAGAUAAAUACGGUAUUUCUGUGGCCAGCAUAUUUCAAUUAUCGUGGGCCUUGGUUCUCGCGAUGCAAACUGGUUCACGAAAUGUCAGCUUUGGUAACUUGUCUAGUGGCCGUGAUGUACCAAUCUCAGGCGUGCAAGAGCUGGUAGGGCCAAUGAUCAACAUGCUCGUCUGUCAUAUAGACCUGAACUGGGGCGCAAGAGUCUCUGAGGUAGCUCGCAAGCUUCAGAGUCAAUCCACCGAGGCAUUCGAACAUCAGAGGACAUCCUUAGCAGCAAUUCAGCACGGGCUUGGUCUCUCGAGAAACCAACCACUUUUUAAUAGCACCUUGUCAUACAAAAGACAAGCAUCUACAAGCUCUGGGAGAGCAUCAGCCAUCACACUUGAAGGCCUGACCUGGGAGGACCCGACAGAAUACGAUGUCCACAUCAAUAUUGAAGCUUCCCCAACCAGCAUCGAUAUCAACAUGCAAUAUUCGACAGCAGCAUUUUCUGAAGCGACAACAGAGAAACUUCUUGAUAGUCUAGUGCAGGCCGUAAUUGCCGUCUGCAAUGAUGGAGACAGAACUCUUGGUCAGCUGAGACUGCUAUCGCCGGCUGAAGAGACGAAGUUACGUGCGUGGAAUUCCGUCAUCCCACCACGCAUCAAACGUUGCGUCCACGAGCUUGUGCUUGACAGGACCGUUAGCCAGCCAGAGGCAUUGGCCAUCAGCUCGUGGGAUGGAAAUCUCACCUAUGCCGAGCUGAACCACACAAGCUACCAACUGGCCCACCACCUGGUUGCUGAGAGAGGCAUAGGCCCUGAGGUGAUGGUUGGUCUGUGUAUGGAUAAAUCGAAAUGGGCAAUAGUGGCCAUGAUUGCCGUGCUGCGCGCUGGCGGUACUCUGGUACCUCUCGGCGUCCAAGAGCCACUCUCUCGAAUCCGACUAAUCACCGGAGAAACAGGCACACCUCUUGUCUUGGUUGACCGCAAACACGAGCAGCGACUGGCAAGGCUAGAUGAUACGCAUCUGUUCACGGUUGACUCUUUCUUCGAUGCUGCCUCUCCUAUUUCUAUGCUGCCAUCCUCCACUGAGCUGUCUCCUACGCAGCCUGGGCAUGCAGCUUGGGUCAUUUUCACAUCUGGCUCGACUGGCAAGCCCAAGGGCGUUGUACUUGAGCAUGGGUCUGUGGCAACAAGCAUACUUGCUCACGGUCCUGCAAUUGGUAUCCAAACCCAAGACAGAAUGUCGCAGUUUGCAGCGUAUACUUUUGAUGUAUCUAUUGCAGAGAUCAUGACAACGCUUACCUUUGGUGCAUGCGUUUGUGUACCCUCGGAAGACGAACGAACAAAUCGUCUCACCCACUUCCUAUCAGAAUCAAAGGUGUCUAUCGCUACGUUGACGUCGACUGUAGCAGCACUUGUUCAACCGGACAAAACACCAACGAUUCGGACGUUAGUCUUGACAGGUGAAGCUGUUCAGUCCAAGGUUGUUGAUCAAUGGAUACAUCAAGCCACUGUCAUCAACGCAUACGGUCCUGCUGAAAGCUCCAUCUGGACCACAGGUAAGAUAAUCAAGAACUCUCUGGAUGCCACUAACAUAGGAACGCCACUCGCCGGCGCCUUCUGGGUCGUCAACCCGGAUAGCGUUGGACAGCUGGUUCACAUUGGUGAACUUCUCAUCGAAUCGCCUUUAUUAGCACGCGGAUACUUAAACGACCCAACAAAGACCGCGGCAUCAUUCAUCACAAAUCCGGAGUUUCUGAAAGAUCUUGGCCUCGAUACCGGCUCCAGACGCAUGUACCGUACUGGUGAUCUUGUCCAGCAAAAUCAAGAUGGGACAAUCACUUACCUCGGACGUCGAGAUACCCAGGUCAAGAUUCGCGGCCAACGUGUCGAGAUUGGGGAAAUAGAGUAUCACUUACGUCGGCAAGCAGGAAUGCUCGACGCAGUGGUCCUAUACAUGAAGCAAGGUGCUCUGGCUGGGCGACUCAUUGCGUUUAUCGUCUCAUCUGAUAUGUCGGUAACCCGUCAUGAUCAGAGACAGCCGCAAUCCAGUGCCAAUAUCCAGCGCGUUCCCGAUGAGCAAAACGAAACCGCUGAUAUCUGGUUGAAAGAUGUUCAACAGAAUCUUUCCCAGCUGGUAAUGCAUUAUAUGAUGCCGAGUGUCUGGAUUCGCUUGUUAAAUAUCCCUAUAAACGCAUCAGGCAAGACCGAUCGUCUUGGACUUUUGCGGUGGGUCGAGUCUUUGUCUACAGAGGACACUGCGGUGUUGACUGGCGCGGGAGCGAUUGAAGGGGAGGAUGUUGAUGAAUCGUCCGCCACAACGAUUGAGCGAGAACUGCGACAGAUUUGGAGCGAGGUUCUCGACGUACCGAUCUCUCGCGUGACAUACUCAACCAACUUCUUCAGUCUCGGAGGAGACUCAAUUACGGCUAUGCAAGUGGUGUCCGCUUGUAGGGCUCGCGGUAUACUCGUAACCGUCCGUAAGGUCCUGGACUGCCAAACGAUCCCUGAAUUGGCAGCCAGCUCCCACACGGGCCGAGAGGAUGCAGCUCAUUUGGCAAGAAUUCCAGACGGCGUCUUCGGGCUAUCACCAAUCCAGCAGAUGUUCUUUGACGAAAUUGCAGGAGAUGGUCUUCGUGCCGAUAUGGACUACCGCUUCAAUCAGGCUGUUUCACUAUACACUACACAACGGGUCGAGAAAGCAGACUUGACCUGGGCUAUUAAUGCUCUCGUCUCUAAGCACGCCAUGCUUAGAGCCCGUUUUCGCUACAGUCAGGACAAUGCUUGGAAACAGUGGAUAGAGAAGGAUAUUGCUGGGAGCUACCGCUUCCAGGAUCAUACAGUGGUGGACGUCGAGCUGAUGCAGCAUGUCAUUGAGAAAUCACAAGCCAGUCUUAAUCUGGAGCAUGGCCCAGUCUUUGCAGUCGACUUCAUUGAAAGACAAGACAGACAGGGUAGACAGGUCUUGCACCUUGUUGCUCAUCAUCUUGUUGUUGAUCUGGUUUCAUGGCGCAUUUUGAUACGAGAUCUGGAAGAACUCUUGGUUCAUCACAAGCUCCCGAACCCAACGAGCCUCUCUUUCCCUGUGUGGCUAGAGCGUCAACAAGACGCAUUGAACAAGCUCAUGAACGAGACAGAAGAGGGAGCAAAUAAAUCAUUGUCAAAGACCUUGCCGGUAGCAGUGCCAAAUUCAAACUGGGACUACUGGGGUCUUGUUCCCGGUGAAGACAUCUACGCCAGCCUUUCUACUAUUGAGAUCAAGUGUGACUCUGUCACGGCUUCAUUAUUGUCAGGCAAUGCCAACAUUGCUCUCAAGACCGAGCCCGUUGACAUUCUGCUUGCUGCCCUCAUCAGUUCCUUCCAAGAUGUCUUUACAGAUCGUCCUAUGCCUGCUGUUUUUACUGAAGGACACGGUCGUGAAACUGAGGAGGAAGAAAUUGACCUUUCUGACACGGUUAGUUGGUUUACUACGAUGGUUCCAGUUCACGUACCACAAGGAGCUUCCAAAAACAGUAUUGAAGUACUCAGGAAUGUCAAGGACCAACGCCGACGUCUUCCUAGCAAAGGCUUGCCCUACUUUGGUAGCCGUUACCUGACAAGUCGCGGGCGAGAUAAGUUCGCCAGUCACGGCCCCGCCGAGAUCAUCUUCAACUAUCUGGGACGUUUCCAACAACUAGAACGAGAAGACGCUCUCUUCCAUAUCGAGGAUGAUGACACGAGUGCAUCCUCCCAGUUUGGCCCUCUAGUCAAGCUCUUUUCUGUACUUGAUGUUUCUGUUACAGUUGAGGCAGGACAACUCUCGAUCAAAGUCCGCUUUAGCCGUAACUCACGACACCAGUCUGCAAUUAAGCAAUGGGUGAAAUUGUAUGGAGAUACAGUGAAGACUCUGGUCGAGGAGCUCUCUAUGACACCUCUUACACUUACAGCGACUGAUUUUCCACUCGCCCGACUAUCCGACACUGACUGGGAACUGAUCGAAGGGCAGUAUCUGAAGACAGAGAUGGGGCUCUCAUCUACCAAGGAAGUUGAAGAUAUCCUCCCUUGUUCAGCUAUACAGCAAGGUAUCCUGCUUACUCAACUUCAAUCCCCCUCGACCUACUGUAUCCAUCAAACUUGCCGCAUCCUGCCGACCGACCAUACGCGCCCUGUUGAUAUCCAGCGUCUUAUUGCAGCUUGGCACCAAGUUGUAGCGCGACACUCGAUUCUUAGGUCGGUUUUGGUAGAGCCGUUACCUGCCCAGGAGAAGUUUCUUCAGAUCGUCCUAAAGAAACCACAUAUCGACAUCCAGAUCGCGGAUGGAGAGAAUAUCAGAGAUGAGGACGCGGUUGACUGGCUCGCUUCGCAAUCAACGCUUGACAUUACGAGAUUGGGCCGUCCUCCUCACCGCCUGAUAAUCCUGAAGACGAAUACAGCCAAUGUUUACUGUCGUUUUGAUGUCAGCCACGCUCUGGUAGACGCUUCGUCAGUGGCACUCAUCUUGCGUGAUCUCAUUGCCGGAUAUGAGGGUGAGCUUGGAUCCAGUGGCGGCUCUAACUAUAGUACCUAUGUCGCUUUCCUUGAGGGCAGACAGCAGCACAACGACCUCCAAUAUUGGAAAUCUUUACUGGCUGGUGCUGAACCUUGCCUCUUGCCCCCGCAACAACCAGUAGAUGAAGCUAGCCAGGCACAACUUGGCCAUAUCAUCGACCGACUUGAUGACAUUACGACGGUUCACCGAUUUCGUGAUAAAUACAAUGUCUCCAUUGCUAGUAUCUGUCAACUGUCCUGGGCAUUGGUCCUGGCAAACUGGACGGGAUCACGUAACAUCAGCUUCGGCAAUCUUUCGAGUGGUCGCGAUGUUCCCAUUCCUGGCGUUCAAGAACUAGUUGGACCUAUGAUCAACAUGCUUGUCUGUCAUUUAUACUUAGAUUGGAAUGCAUCGACAACGAUUGGCGACAUGGCUCGAAAGCUACAAAGCCAAUCCACCGAAGCUUUCGAGCAUCAGAGAGCAUCGCUAGCAUCUAUCCAACACGAGCUAGGCUUUUCGAAAGACCAGCCACUGUUUAACAGCACGAUUUCAUACAGACGUCAAGCCUUAACUUCACCUGACGCCAAGCCAGCAGAAAUCAGACUUGAAGCUGUCGUCUCAGUGGAUCCAACAGAGUAUGAUGUACAUGUCAACAUCGAUGCCUCUUCAACAAGCCUCGAGUUCAAUCUUCAAUACUCGACUGCAGUUCUCUCCGAAGCAGCGGCUACAAGGCUCGUCGAGAGUCUAGUGCAAGCUGUCCGCAUUGUGUCCGAGAACGUAGAUCGACCACUACGGCAGCUUACAAGCAGUCUACUGCCUGUUGGUGAUAAAUUGCAGCUACAAGAAUGGAACUCGGCUGUGGCCCUGCCUGUCCAACGUUGCGUGCACGAAUUGGUCUCAGAUCAAAUUUCCACUAUACCUGAAUCGCUUGCUAUCAGCUCGUGGGAUGGAGAUAUGACAUAUCAUCAGUUAGGUGAGACUAGCCGCAGACUGGCUUCCUACCUAGUUGAGCAAGGUGUAGGUCCUGAGACAAAGGUCGGCUUAUGCUUGGACAAGUCAAAAUGGGCAAUUGUCAGUAUGCUCGCGGUACUGUUCGCUGGAGGUGUCGUUGUCCCUCUUGGCGCCAAACACCCAGUCAGCCGGAUCAGAAGCAUCGUCGAGGAUACGACCGCCCCAAUCGUUCUUGUCGAUGACAUCCACGAGACGAGACUAGCACCCUUAACAUCCCAUACACAGCUUCUCUCCGUUGAAUCCUUUUUCCGAACAUCUAAGCCAGUGUCUCUCCGAUCUGGAAAGUCGACUGUACGACCUGAAGAUCCAGCUUGGAUCAUCUACACUUCCGGAAGCUCAGGAGUCCCCAAGGGUGUCGUCCUCCAACAUAACGCCCUCGCAACAAGUAUACUUGCCCAUGGGCCAGCAAUUGGCGUACAACCAUUCGAUCGGCUGUCGCAAUUUGCAGCUUACACUUUUGAUGUCUCUAUUGCAGAGAUUAUAACCGCACUCUCAUUUGGCGCGUGUGUCUGCGUUCCUUCAGAGCAGGACCGUAUGGAACGACUUCCAUCUUUCUUGAAGGAUGCAAAUGUUACCAUAGCAACUCUAACAUCGACCGUUGCGGCACUUAUUCAGGAGGACAUUCCUACAAUACGAACAAUGGUUCUGACUGGUGAAGCUGUUCAAUCAAAGGUGGUUGAUCGAUGGGUACAACAAGCAACUGUAGUAAACGCAUACGGCCCCUCCGAAAGUUCUAUCUGGGCAUCUUACAACAUAGUUCAAAGUGGUACAGACGCUCUGAACAUUGGCAAACCCCUCGCCGGUACCUUUUGGGUCGCUAACCCGGAUAAUACCGGGCAGUUGGUGGUUCGUGGAGCACCAGGAGAGCUGCUUAUCGAAGGCCCCUUGUUGGCGAGGGAGUAUCUGAAUGACCCUGAUAAGACCUCGACAGCCUUUGUGUCAGAUCCUGCGUUUAUGCAAGAGCUAGAACUUACCCCAGGCCGGCGUUUAUAUCGCACUGGUGACCUAGUACGACAGAACGAGGAUUCUACACUUACUUAUCUGGGCCGUAUUGAUAGCCAGAUCAAGAUUCGAGGCCAGAGAGUAGAGGUCGCUGAGAUUGAGAGUCAGAUUGUUCGAUUACUUCCAGGAGCGCGGGAGGCUCUUGUCGACUUGGUCCGCCCAGAAGGCGAAGUGCACGAUGGACCGCUUAUCCUGGUAGCUGUCAUCGAGCAUUCUGAUGCUAGCCCCUUCCUCGACGGCGAGGUGUUCAGUCUUUCUGACACUGCGCAAAUUCCAGACACCGCACUCGAGGCGCUAGGAAAACUAGACAACGACCUCAGUGACGUCCUCCCUCCUUACAUGGUACCUGCAGCAUUCCUGCUAGUGUCUAAGCUCCCUAUCAACGCUUCUGGUAAACUUGAUCGUCGUACCGUUCGGCAACAAUUGCAAUCCACAUCCCGUGACACGAUCGUCAGGUUCUCGGGCUCCAGAGAUUCGAUUAAAGCGGCACCUACUACUGAUCUGGAACUGAAACUACAGACUCUCUAUUCUACGUCAUUGGGACUUGUUCCAGAAGCUAUUGGAACUAAUGACUCUUUCUUCAAACUCGGCGGAGACUCAGUCGCGGCCAUGAAGCUGACCGCUAUGGCUCGUGCUCAGAACGUUUCCAUCUCGGUAGCCGAUAUCUUCCGCUGGCCCCGUCUGGCAGAUUUGUCAAGAGUCAUAGAGGAGAAGUACAGUCACGAUAUUAGACCCCUGGGCAAAGAUCCAGCUCCUUUCAGCCUGUGGCCGGACCUGGCGAAGACGACUCAGGCCGAAAUUCAGACCGACAGCCACAACAACACACGACAAGCACGACUAUUGCAAGAUAUCGCUACGCAAUGUGAUAUAUCUGCUAAUCAAAUUAAGGAUAUCUAUCCAUGCAGCCCAAUGCAAGCCGGUCUGAUGGCUAUUACCGCACAACGUCCCGAGGCUUACGUUAUUCAACGGGUGUUCAAGCUACAUGACGAUCUACCCACUCAACAGCUCCAGGCUGCAUGGACAAGUCUGACUGAUAAGCUCUCUAUUUUGCGCACUCGAAUCAUACCUUCGGCUUCGGCACAGGCCGAUGCUCUGCAGGUUGUGAUACAAGAAGCCCCUGUCUGGCAAGAGUGUAAAUCACUAGAGGUCUACUUGGCCAAGGACCGGGCCAUUCCCAUUACUUAUGGCCGAGCGCUCAGUCGUACAGCGGUUGUUGACGAUCCCGCUGGUCGUUAUUUUGUAUGGACAGUGCACCACAGUGUAUACGAUGGUUGGAGUGUUGCAAGGACAAUGGAAAUGCUCACACAACUAUUGAGUGGACAGUCGACGUUCUCCCCGGCACCAGUUUCACGUUUCAUCAACUAUCUAGUCCAACAAGACAAGGAUCAAAUCGCAGAUUUUUGGAAAGAACAUUUCAAAGGUGCGAACUGGGUUCGCUAUCCAGCCAUAUCGUCGCCACAAUACCAGGCCAAGCCGCGCGAUACAUUGCAGAGUCAAAUACGUGUCAACCUUGAGACAGGCGGCCCUGCAACAAUGUCCACACUUCUUCGAGCUGCUUGGGCCCUGUUGGUUGCUACGAAUACGGGUGCCAAUGAUGCAGCUAUCAAUGUUGUCCUCUCCGGUCGUAUGGCACCUAUAGAUGCAGUGAUGGACGUUAUUAGUCCACUUGUCACUACUGUUCCAUUUUACGUAUCUACCUCCAGAGAGCAGUCUGUACGUGCCUUCCUCGAGACAAUUCACCAUCGAGCUACAGAAAUGAUCCCGUACGAGCACACUGGUCUACAGAACAUCAGGGCCAUUGUUCCUGGUUUAGGAUCAGAGUUUGAUCCGGGCCAUACAUUUGUUGUUCAACCUGCCGGAGAGAGUGAGUCCGCAGACUUACCGAUGUUCAAAAUGGAUGCCCAACGCGAUGCUACUUCAUUGGAUGCAUUCGAUGCCUACGCAUUGACAGUUGAAUGCACGGUAGGCGGUCAAAACCCAGGUGAUGUGACAAUCGAAGUGCGUUAUGAUCGUUCUGUUCUUGCAGUCGACACCGCGCAACACUUGGUUUCCCAGUUCGCGCAUAUAGUUCAGCAAUUGGCACAAAACGCAGAGACAGACAAGCCACUUGCAGAGCUUCAAUUACUCACCGAUGAGGAUUGUUCCCAGCUCCGUGAAUGGAACUCGGUUGUGCCGCCACGUCUCGAGCGCUGUCUUCACGACUUGAUACUUGAGACAAUGACUAGCCACCCCACGGCGCCAGCUAUUUCUGCAUGGGAUGGUGAAAUGACAUACGGCGAGUUGAACAACGCCAGCCAAUACUUAGCCUACCAUCUUAUUGAUCAAGGAAUCGGCCCGGAAGUGAUGGUCGGCCUCUGUAUGGAUAAGUCCAGAUGGGCCGUGGUGGCUGUACUGGCUGUCCUUCGCGCAGGCGGCGUCGUCGUUCCGUUGGGAAUCCAACAACCCCUUUUACGAAUUGAAGGAAUCAUACAGGAUACAUCCAGUCCACUUAUUCUAGUUGACCGAAGUCAAGAACAUCGGCUGGCUCCACUGUCUGAACGUGCAUCUCUCUUCGCCGUCAACUCUUUCUUUGACGCGGCCCCGACUCCAUGGACGAAGCGCGACUCAUCCGCUAAGUCACUUCCAUCUGUGAAGCCUGAUCACAGUGCUUAUGUCAUAUUCACAUCAGGUUCAACUGGCGUUCCCAAGGGCAUUGUCCUUGAGCAUGGUGCCCUUGCAACAAGCAUUAUCGCCCAUGGAACCGAGUUCGGCAUGGACAUCAAGGCUUGUGACCGAGUGCUGCAAUUCGCAGCGUAUACCUUCGAUGUUGCCAUUCAAGACAUCAUCGCAACGUUAUCUUUUGGUGCGUGCCUCUGCAUACCAUCUGAACAUGAUCGAAUGAACCGGCUGGUGCCGUAUAUAUCGGAAGCGAAGGUCACUUUAGCUAUCUUGACGCCGACCGUAGCUACGUUGAUCCAGCCACAAGAUGCCCCUUCAAUCCGAACAUUGAUCUUAGGAGGCGAAGCUCUCCCAGCAAAGGUUGUUGAUCAAUGGAUAGAUCACGCCAACAUCAUCAAUGGCUACGGUCCCUCAGAAUGCUGCAUCCAUUCUACAUGUCAUAAGGUUCAGCACAGUUCAGAAGCCUCGAUCAUAGGAUGGGGAAUUACCGCCAGAACCUGGGUUGUUAAUUCUUCUAAUUCUGAUCAACUUGUCCCCAUUGGGGCCAUCGGGGAGUUGAUUAUCGAAGGACCAUUGCUAGCUAGGGGAUAUCUGAACGAUCCCUUGAAGACGGCAAAUUCAUUUAUAACGGAUCCCGCGUUUAUUCAACAGCUUGGCAUCAGUCCAAAUCGCCGCAUGUACCGCACGGGCGACUUGGUGCAACAGAAUAUGGAUGGCUCGCUGGUCUACCUAGGUCGCAGAGAUACGCAAGUCAAGAUCCGUGGUCAACGCGUGGAGGUUGGUGAGAUCGAAAGCCAUAUCAUGGAUCUAUUACCAAAUGCCCGUGAGGCCAUUGUUGAUGUGAUACAGGCAGCAGUCGAGGACCAGGAUGUGUCACCGAUUCUAGUGGCCGUCAUUGAGACUGAUAUUUCCGAGACUGAAGCUUUUACUUCAGACGCAAGAUUGGAGCUCUACAGUCCGUCACAGAUCACCCAGAAUAUGCGCGAAGGACUAGACGAACUUGAUAACAAUCUUGGCCUAGUUUUACCAGCUUACAUGGUCCCAACCGUAUAUCUACUGGCAUCGAUGAUUCCUCUUAACGCAUCUGGCAAACUUGACCGGCGUGCAGUCAGGGAUCACCUGAUGUCGCUUCCCCGCGAUGUGUUAAGCAACUUCUCUGGCCUUGCCAACAGCAAACAGAUGCCAACUACCCCUAUGGAGCAAAAGCUGCAGACUCUAUAUACAUCAGCACUUAUGCUCAAUCCUGAGGCAGUUGGUAUCAAUGACUCGUUCUUCCGACUUGGCGGAGACUCUGUUGCAGCUAUGAAGUUGACGGCUGCGGCUCAUGCCCAGGGUAUCCCUCUUUCUGUUGCUGAUAUAUUCCGAUGGCCUCGGCUCGUGGAUCUAGCAGAAGCCAUGGAUGAGAAAGGCGGCCACGAAUCUAGCUAUGCAAACGAAAAAGACCCGGAGCCGUUCAGUCUUUGGCCAGAGCUUCAGGCAAGUGUUAAGGAAAGAUCGCGACUUCUGGCAGAUGUUGCAGUGCAAUGUGAUGUAUCCGUCAAUAAGAUCGAGGAUGUAUACCCUUGUAGUCCAUUACAAGCUGGUUUGAUGACUAUCACGGCACAACGUCCCGAAGCUUACGUUGUUCAACGCGUCUUCAAGCUGCAAGGAGGCAUCUCUACGCAGAGGGUGAAGGCCGCGUGGGCACAACUCAUCAAUGACCUUCCCAUCUUGCGAACUCGUAUCAUUCCGUCUGUUCAAGCAACAGCGUUGCAGGUUGUACUACGAGAAAUGCCUAUUUGGCAAGCCGGGGUUUCGCUAGAAGACUAUCUCACUGCCGAUCGAGCUACUCCUAUGACAUACGGUGGUGCUCUAAGCCGUGCAGCAAUUCUCGAGGAUGGAAGCCAUCGUCACUUCGCAUGGACAGUUCAUCAUAGCAUCUACGACGGCUGGAGCAUGGCAAAGACGAUGGAAAUGUUUGAAGGGUUAUUAAGCGGUAGCAUGCUCUCGCAUCCAGUGGCAGUUCCAGUCUCCCGCUUUAUUGGUUACCUGGCCGAGAAAGAUAAGGACCAGACAGCGAUGUUCUGGCAAAAGCACCUUGAGGGAGCGAAUUGGACCCGUUACCCCGAGUUACCAUCUCAGCAACACGCCAUCAAUCCACGAAGUACAUCACACAGGCAUCUUCGAAUCCCAACUACAGUGGGAUCGACAACAUCCAUUGUGCUACGCGCUGCUUGGGCACUCCUGGUUGCCUCCAACACGGGUGCUGAUCAAGCAGUCAUCAACGUCGUGCUCUCAGGCCGUUCAGCCCCCGUGAAGGACCUCCUGCAUCUCAUGGCGCCCACAAUUACCACUGUUCCUUUCCACGUUUCUACCUCAUCAAGUCAAUCAGUGCGCGAUUUCCUUGCCAACAUACAAAAUCAAGCCACCGAGAUGAUCCCACAUGAACAUACUGGCCUCCAAAACAUCAGGCGUAUGGUUCCCAGUCUUGGACCUGAUUUCGACCCCGGUCAUAUCUUCGUAGUUCAGCCGGCUGCAGAAAUGGAGUCGACGGUCGCGAGUUCCCACCUGGAAAUCGAGCACGAAGCUAGUUCCAUGGAUGCUUUCCACGCUCAAGCACUAACAAUUGAGUGUACCGUGGGACAAGACACAAGGGAUGUUGAAGUCGAAUUGCGCUUUGACGACGCAGUCAUUACCACCAAUGAUGCAGAGCAGUUACUCGAUCAAUUCAACCAUCUCGUUCAACAGCUCGCGCAAAAUGCAGACAAUAAUCUGCCACUUGAUCGUCUUCAACUUCUUUCACCAGAUCAAAUGGCCCAGAUAUGCAAAUGGAAUUCUUCCAUUCCAUCACGAGUCGAUCGUUGUAUUCAUGAGUUAGUGGUGGAUCAAAUGACCGCUCGGCCAGCAGCGACAGCCGUUACUGCCUGGGACGGCGACUUCACUUACAGACAGUUGGAUGAUCUCAGUCGCCAGCUAGUCCUCCACUUGAUCGAAAUAGGCAUCGGUCAGGAAGUUAUGGUUGGCGUGUGUAUGAGCAAGUCGAAGUGGGCAGUAGUGGCAAUGCUGGCGGUCUUAAGAGCAGGUGGUGUUGUCGUUCCUCUUGGAACACGCCAACCGCUGAGUCGUAUUGAAGCUAUUCUUACUGAUACGGCCGCACCCCUCAUCCUGACCGACCGUCCUCAGGAGCAACAGUUGAAAGGACUGCGGGCACAUACACAGCUUCUUGUUGUCGAGUCCUUCUUUGACAGAACAGCGGAACCAGCGCAAAAUACUGAGCUCCAUGUGCUCGCAAGACCUAAUAACGCGGCUUGGGUUAUCUACACAUCAGGCUCAACCGGAACGCCGAAGGGAGUUGUUCUCGAACACGGUGCUCUAGCAACCAGCAUCCUUGGUCACGGAAAGGCAUAUGGCUUACAGACCGAUGACCGUAUACUUCAGUUCGCGGCUUACACCUUCGAUGCCGCUAUCCAAGAGAUGAUGACUACACUUGCAUUUGGAGCUUGCAUUUGUAUCCCAUCUGAACAGGAUCGUGUCGAACGUCUCACAUCAUUCGUCGCAGAGAAUCAAAUUACUAUGGCAACUCUAACGUCAACCGUAGCUGCACUCGUCCGACCUCAGGAGACCCCGACAGUAAGAACAAUCAUAUUGGUUGGUGAAGCUGUUCAGGCAAACGUUGUAGACCAGUGGUUACAACAGGCCACGGUGAUCAAUGGAUAUGGACCAUCUGAAUGCUCAAUUGCCUCAACAUGCAGGGAGAUCCGGAAUAGUUCGUCGGCGUUGAAUAUUGGAACUGCCAUUGCGGGUGGUCUCUGGGUUGUGAGACCUUCCAGUACUGAACUCGCUGCUUUUGGCAGUCCAGGUGAACUACUUAUUGACGGGCCUCUGCUGGCACGCGGAUACUUGAAUGACCCUACCAAAACAGCAGCCGCUUUUAUCACGGAUGCUGGUUUUCUUAAAGAGCUGGGUCUUUUCAGUCGCCGCCUCUAUCGCACCGGCGAUCUUGUACAACAGAACCGGGACGGCUCUCUUACCUACCUUGGCCGCAUCGAUACACAGAUCAAAAUCCGCGGCCAGCGUGUAGAAAUUGGAGAGAUUGAAAGCCAAAUCGAGAAGCACUCCACCGUUCGAGAUGCAGUUGUCCUUUUUCCACGCCAAGGACCUCUCGCCAAUCGUCUUGUCGCGACUGUUGUACUGGGUGAAACCUCUACAGGUGCUCAAAGCACAGCCAUCCAACAAAUCUCUAAAGAGCACGAGGGCUAUGCCAACAUACAGUUCCAUGAGCUCCAACACAUCUUAUCGGACAAGCUCGUCUACUACAUGAUCCCGAGCGUUUGGAUUCCGUUGGCAGCUCUGCCGGUGAAUAUGUCGGGGAAGACUGAUCGACUUGCCAUCUCGCGAUGGGUCCAGUCCUUGACAGAGGACGAGAUCACAGCCCUCACAUCCAAGAAUACUGAGCACAUUGACGAGGGGUCAGCAACAGCGGUCGAGAGGCAGCUGCGGCAGAUCUGGAGCGAAGUGCUGGACGUUUCACUCCACAAAAUUACAUACACAACGACCAAGUUCUUCAGUCUUGGUGGAGACUCAAUCACUGCAAUGCAGGUAGUUUCUGCUUGUCGAGCUCGUGGUAUUUUAGUCACUGUGCGCAAGGUUCUAGAUCACCAGACUAUCCGAGAGCUCGCAACCCAGACACAAACAACCGAGGAUACAAGUUCGAUAACAAAGAUACCAGAAGGCAACUUUCAGCUUUCGCCGAUCCAGCAAAUGUAUUUCGAGGAUAUUGCGCCGGGCGGAAUCCGCGCUGACGGAGAAUAUCGUUUCAAUCAAGGAGUGUCACUCCAUGUUACACGUCAGCUAGAGUGGGAAGACCUUUCCCGGGCUCUCGAUGCGAUUGUAUCAAAGCAUGCCAUGCUUCGAGCCCGUUUCGGUCACAGUCAGAAUGGCUGGCACCAAUGGGUGGAAAAGCAGGUACCUGAUUCUUAUCGUCUUCGCAAACACACAGCCAGCGACGCACACUCUAUGCAGAAUAUUAUCGAACAUUCACAGGCCUCGUUGGAUCUUGAGCGUGGCCCGGUUUUUGCAGCCGACUUAAUCCAUCGUCAGGAUGUACAGAAGGAGGAUGGACAAGAAGGGCAGGUCCUUCAUUUUGUCGCCCAUCAUCUCGUUAUCGAUCUCAUGUCUUGGCGUAUUCUGCUUCAAGAUCUUGAGACCCUUUUGGUGUAUGACCAGCAAUUGAAGAUGGAUAUCUUAUCUUUCCCUUCGUGGUUGGAGCGCCAGCGCCAGUCGCUGAGCAAAUCCUUGAACAGCAAUAUUGACACCUUGCCUGUAACUAUACCCGAUGCCAAUUGGGAGUACUGGGGACUGGUUCCUCGCCAGGAAAGAUCUGCCAAUCUCAUCAACAUCCAGACCAAGUGCGAUCCUGCCACAACUUCGAUUCUUCUCUCCGACGCUGCCAAUUCCGCCCUCAAAACGGAGCCAGUGGAAAUACUACUGGCGGCGUUCUAUCACUCUUUCAGGGAGCACUUUAGUGACCGACCUGUGCCGCCCAUCUUUACCGAAGGACACGGUCGAGAGGCCAUGGAUGGCGAGACGAACUUGACUGAGACUGUCGGUUGGUUUACAACGCUCUCGCCAAUUUACAUCCCGCCAAGUGAAGACAACAAAAAGGCUAUCGAUGUCCUUCGACAAUUGAAAGACCAACGCCGACGCAUCCCUGGUCGUGGAAUGCCUUACUUUGCCAGUCGAUUCCUCACUCCUGAGGGUCGAGAAAGAUAUGCUGAUCACGGUCCAGCUGAGAUUGUCUUCAACUAUCUUGGAAGAUUUCAACAACUCGAGCGAGAAGAUGCUCUAUUCCGCAUCGAUAAUGGCGAUGAUGCAACUGGCGUAGCCCCCGUCGGGAGUCUCGUGAACAUUUCCGCUGUGCUUGACAUUUCCGCCACUGUGCAGGGAGGGGAGCUUUGUGUAAGCAUUCGCUUCAAUCCGAAGACAAAGCAUCAGACGACCAUACGACAAUGGGCUCAAUCUUACAGCUCUGCUGUCAAAAGUCUUGCCGAGGAGUUAGCCACAAUCACACCAAGAGUAACAGCAACCGACUUCCCACUUGCACGCCUCUCCGAUAGCGAUAUGUCAUUGAUUGAGAACCAAUAUCUCACCGCCAUGGGAGUCUCAUCCGGUCAGGUUCAAGACAUUCUUCCAUGUUCGCCAAUUCAACAGGGCAUCCUCCUUACACAGAUGCAACUACCUCGGGCUUAUCUCAUCUACCAAACGUGUCGAAUUACACCAUCAAACCAUGACCGUCCAGUCGCUGUAGAUCGACUGAUCAAAGCAUGGAAGCAGGUUGUUGCUCGCCAUUCAGUGUUGAGGACUGUAUUAAUGGAACCACUUCCCAAUCAGGAGAAGUUCGUUCAAAUUGUUCUCAUUGAUCCUGAAAUAGAUGUUGUCUGUGUAGACGGCGUCUUAGAUGAGGAAGCCACCCAGUGGUUUGAAGCACAGUCUCAACUUGACACAUCCGAUCGACGUCGCCCUCCCCAUCGUCUCACAACGUUGGCAACAACUUCGGGCGAGAUUUACUGCCGCUUCGACAUCAAUCACGCGCUUGUGGAUGCCUCGUCAAUGACACUUAUUAUCCGCGACCUCAUCGAUGCCUACGGGAAUGGAUUCACAACAGGUGGAUCCAACUACAGCUCCUACAUCCAAUUUCUCGAGAGCAAGCAUCAACAGGACGACCUUCAAUAUUGGAAGUCAGCACUUCAUAAUGCCGAGCCAUGUCUUCUGCCGCCGCAAGAUCCAGCGCAAAGUGACAGGCAUGGCAAAAUUCUCUCCGUCUCCAAACGAAUCGAAGAUCUUACCAUGCUGAACACCUUCAGGGAUACGCAUGGCGUGUCAAUUGCAAGCAUCUGCCAGCUGGCUUGGUCUGUAGUACUAGCCAGCUGGACGAAUUCGCAGAACAUCAGCUUUGGCAACCUCUCGAGCGGCCGUGAUGCACCAAUCCCAGGUGUCCAAGAACUAGUUGGGCCGAUGAUCAACAUGUUAGUGUGUCACUUGCAGCUGGAUUGGACCUCAACUGUGUCAGAUGCGGCUCGCAGGUUACAAAGCCAAUCUGCCGAGGCAUUUGAGCACCAAGGAGUAUCACUUGCCGCUAUCCAGCACGAACUUGGUCUUUCAAGAGGCCAACCAUUAUUCAACAGUAUCCUCUCUUACAAGAGGCAAGUACCAACCGGUUCCGGUACUGCUGAGAUCAUCUUUGAGGGCUUGGACUCAGAGGACCCAACAGAGUACGACAUCAAUAUCCACGUUGUUGCGUCACCCACCGAUCUUGAGUUCGACAUCCUGUACUCGACUACAUUGCUCUCCGAGUCAGCAGCAUCCAGACUGGCCGAUAGCUUGAUACAAGCUGUUCGUGCUAUAUCCGAAAACGCGAGUCACCAACUUGGACAGCUGAGUCUGCUGCCUACCGGAGAUGCGGAUCAAAUUUGCAAAUGGAACUCAAAUAUGGCAGAACCUCGUGAAACCUGUCUCCAUGACUUUGUAGUACAACAAAUGGCAGCACAUCCGAAAGCUCAAGCUGUCUUUGCCCACGAUGGCGAGUUGACUUACGGGGAUCUAGAUAAGGCCAGCCGUCAGCUGGCUUGCUAUUUGGUCAACAAAGGUGUAGGACCAGAGGUGAUGAUUGGUCUUUGUAUGGAUAAAUCGAAGUGGUCAGUCGUUGCUAUUCUAGGCAUACUUCGGGCUGGCGGAGCGGUCGUUCCGCUAGGCGUGUCGAAUCCCCUGGCUCGUGUUGAGACGAUUCUCAAAGACACGGCCGCCCCCUUCGUCAUCGUUGAUGAAGCACAAGAGAGUCGACUGGAUGUACUCGAAGCAGACACGAAACUCAUCAACAUUAACUCAUUCUUCGACGCGGUUCCAUCAGCAGUGGAAGACAUACUACUCAACGAGCCUUGCACAUCGGUACGGCCUAACAACGUUGCCUGGUGUCAGUUCACAAGUGGAUCGACUGGAACACCAAAGGGCGUUAUCCUUGAACACCGCGCACUUGCAACAAGCAUCUAUGUCCACAGUCAAAGAUUUGGUUUGCAGCCUGGCGAGCGUGUGUUGCAAUUUGCUGCGUUCACUUUUGACGCUGCUAUUUACGAUAUCCUGGCACCUCUUUCCUUUGGUGGUUGCACAUGUAUCCCUUCCGAACAUGAUCGCAUGAACCGACUUGGAUCUUUCAUCUCGGAGGCAAAUGUCACCUUUGCCUUUAUGACACCUGCUGUGGUUUCUCUGCUGCAGCCCAAGGAUGUUCCAACUAUCAAGACCCUGAUUGUAGGUGGUGAGGUCUUUGCAUCAAAGACAAUUGAUCAAUGGAUAGAACAUGCCGACGUCAAGGAGGCGUAUGGACCUACGGAGUGUUCUAUCUACUCGACAUGCAACGACCUCCUGGACAGCUCACAGGUUCGUAAUAUUGGAAAGGCAGUCGCCGCCAGAACGUGGGUCAUCAAUCCAUUCAGCAACGGACAAUUGGUUCCGAUUUCUACACCAGGUGAACUCCUUAUAGAAGGUCCGUUACUAGCUCGGCGUUACUUAAAUGAUCCUGAGAAGACGGCCGCUUCAUUCUUGGUGGAUCCUGCCUUCGUCAAAGAGCUGGGUCUCAGUCCAGGUCGGCGAUUUUAUCGUACUGGCGAUCUUGUGCAGCAAAAUGCAGACGGUACGUUGCAGUAUCUCGACCGUAUUGGCACCCAGGUCAAGAUCAAUGGUCAACGAUUGGAAAUUGGCGAAAUCGAGAGUCAGAUUCUCCUCUUGCUCCCAAACGCAAAAUACGCCUAUGUCUGCAAGCGAGGAUCUUCUCUCAUUGGCGUCAUCGAAGCUGCCUCAUCAACCAACCAUUCCGCUGUUACCGGUUCGCAUUCCAUCGUCACACCUAAUAGAGAGCAACGGAAGAGUUUCGAGUACAUUGAAGCUUCUCUUCGGGAGAGACUGCCCAGUUACAUGAUACCAUCCGCUUUCUUGGUCAUCAAUUCAUUCCCGCUAACUGACAGCGGAAAGCUUGACCGUCGACGAAUCGUCAACUUGUUGGACACUAUACCAUCAGACAAGUGGCUUGAGUACACGGCCAGGUCCCAGAUGUACUACGCACCUGUUGGCAGGAACGAAGAAAUAUUGAGCGAGUUGUGGGCAGCCUGCGUUAAUAUCGAGAAGAAAUCUGUCUCACGCAUGGAUAAUUUCUUCGACCUUGGAGGCGACUCUAUCACAGCCAUGUCACUGGUUCAGCGCCUUGCUAAGCUCGGCUUGAGAAUCCACGUUUCCGAAAUCUUCAAAAACUCUGUACUCUGUGCAAUGGCAGCACGAGUCACUACCGAUACUGAAGAAAAUGGAGAAUAUGAACGCUUCUCUCUUGUAUCAUCGGAAGAGCGAGCAAGUGUUAUUGAAUCCGUACUUGCCGAUGGUUGUAUCGAAGUGGAAUCAGACGUGACUGACAUCUUGCCAACAACCGCCUUCCAGGCCCAGAUAGUCAGGGAAAACAUGUCACCCGCACGCAGGCAGUUGAAUCACUUCGCUUUCGACGCGACCGGACCUUGCGACACGUCUCAUUUGACGUCAGCAAUCAUUCAGCUUGUCACCAAGAUCGAGUCACUCCGUACUGGAUUUGCCAAAACACACGAUCAGAAGUUGCUGCAAGUUGUUUACGCCAAUUUUGAACCAACAGUACGUGUGUUCAAGACCGACAAGAGCCCUGGUGCCUUUUAUGAAGAGACUCCAGAGCGAGACAUGUUCACCGAACCAAGUCUUGCGCGGCCAAUGUUUGAUGUCGCCAUUAUCACUACCAAAACUACUCAGCAGGUUCGCAUUAUAUUCCGCAUGUCACAUGCGCUGUAUGAUGGCGCCACUCUCCAUCAAGUAUGGGCAGCCUUGGAAGCAAUCAUGGCAGGACAGACCAUAGGCAAUCUUGCCCCUGUUGGCCCGUAUUUCCAGAGUCUCCAAGCUCGAACCACAAACGAAACUGGAGAAUAUUGGAGCGAACUUGUCCAAGGAGCCGCCCUUUCAUCCGUCAGUGCACAUGCGGAGCCUCUCGUAUCACGACUCGGUAUCGUUUCUAGCAAACCGAUCAUGUUGCCGAGAAUCAGACAAUUCGACUUCACUCUUGCCGUGGCUGUCAAGACCGCUUGGGCCAUAGUGCUGAGCCACCACGUCACAAGCAAUGAUGUUGUCUUCGCAGAUAUCCUGACAGGGCGAACUAUCGUGCACCCCUCAGUCGCAGAUGUUGUCGCAUGUUGCGCAAGAGCAGUACCAUGCCGGGUUACUUACGAACCGGAGUGGACCGCGAAGAGACUGCUUGAACAAAUCAAACAGCAGCAAGUCAACAGCAUGGCACAUGAAGGUCUCGAGCUCCAGCAGAUUGCUCAACGAUUCAUGGGCUGGUCGGAAGAAGUCGAAUCAGAUGCACCAGACAUGCGAGUCAGCAUGGUGAAUCACACAAAGGCGCAAAAACAGAAUAUGUCACUUGGCUCUACAAUUUACGAACGAGUGGCUGUGGACCUGAGCAAGUCUUACGCAUCUGUUGACUUUGCCAUCGAGUCUGUGGAACAAGAUGAUGGCUCUCUGUCGUUAGGCAUGGCAUAUGCCUCAGAUCGCAUUUCUGAGCAGUUGGCAAGAACACUAUCAGACCGAUUCCAGGCAGUUUUGUUGGAAAUUGUUGAGGAUUCAGAAUGGCUCACUACGCAGAGCAUGGAAGAGACGAAGUUACCAGACGAGGGAGCAGUAUGA
This is a messenger RNA of Fusarium venenatum, 26823 nucleotides long. The record is from RefSeq and is a predicted model, not a curated record. NCBI's taxonomy places the organism in Eukaryota, Fungi, Ascomycota, Sordariomycetes, Hypocreales, Nectriaceae.